AUGGUCGCCUCCAAGACCAUUCUAUCUGUGCUCUCUCUGGGUCUGCUUGGUACAAGCCGAGCAUACAGCCGAGGUGAAUGCCAACAUCCAACUCAGAACCCACUCCAAGGUUGUCCACAAGGGACCUUACUCGUCGGUCCCAAUGCAAAAUUCACGAGCAUCCAAUCUGCCGUGCUUUCUAUACCGAACAAUACUGUCCCCUACUAUAUCCUCGUUCUGCCCGGCAACUACACUGAACAAGUCAACGUCACUCGUCCAGGUCCCUUGACACUACUCGCUCAGACCAAGUUUCCUAACGACAACACCAAGAAUACAGUCAACGUGAUUUGGCACAACGCUACAGGAACCGCCAGUACAGGGAGCUACGACAACGCAUAUACAUCUACACUCACGGUAGCGCCGACUUUCAACAGUAGCCUGACUGGCAGUGGACCGACCGGCAAUCAUGUGCCCGAUGGCACACCAUUUGGCAACACAGACUUCAGAGCUUACAAUCUCAACUUCAUCAACGAUUACUUGCCAUACUCUGCUGGACCUAGUUUGGCUCUGAGUGUUAGCUAUGCAAAUGCCGGCUUCUACUACUGUGGGUUCUACAGCUACCAAGAUACUCUUGGCAACACGUAUAUCCACAACAGCACCAUAGCCGGCCAAACAGACUUCCUCUACGGCUUCGGCACCUUGUGGAUCCAAUCCUCCCUCCUCAGUCUCCGCAACUGCGGCGGUGGCAUAACAGCCUGGAAAGGCACAAACACGACAUUCGUCAACCACUACGGCGUCUACAUCCACGAUUCGUCUGCGCGCGCUGCAAACAGCUCUCUCGAUAUUGUGGGAAAGUGCGCAUUAGGACGACCUUGGAAUGCUGGCCAUAGAAGCAUUUUCGCAAAUACCUAUCUGGACGACUCUAUUAUGCCUGGAGGUUAUAUCAAGUGGAGUGCGUCUGACCCGAGGAUAUCGGCGAAUACGACAAUGGCAGAGUACAAGGACUUUGGGCCUGGGUGGAAUGCUACUGGUAGAGCGGCGGCUAAUGUUACGAUUGUCAUGACGGAUGAGCAGUAUGCUCCUUACAGCACGUUGGAGAAGGUGUUCCAGUUUCCCUUUACAGGCAAAUUUGGCAACACCAAGUGGAUUGAUAGAAAGUCGCAGGUGCACGGAAAUUGA
Molecule: messenger RNA, 1158 nt
Organism: Aureobasidium uvarum
Lineage: Eukaryota; Fungi; Ascomycota; Dothideomycetes; Dothideales; Saccotheciaceae
Source: the annotation of a GenBank genome assembly